Molecule: messenger RNA, 411 nt
Organism: Lactuca saligna
Lineage: Eukaryota; Viridiplantae; Streptophyta; Magnoliopsida; Asterales; Asteraceae
Source: the annotation of a GenBank genome assembly
AUGAUUGAGGUGAACAAUAGUAUGCAUUUUUCUAGGUACUUUAGCAUUGAAACCAGUAACAGACUAGUAAAAUGGGAGUAUAACUUGAACGGUACCUGUUGCCCAAAAACUUGCACCAAUAGUAUGCAGCCACAAAGAAAUUUUCCUCAGGGAGCUUGUGAGAAACCUUCUUUCAGUAAUGCAAGUGAUGCUCUUGAUAAGCUGAUAUCCGAGAACAAGGAUCUUGGAAAUGAUAACAGUUUGAUUGGUCAAUUUGGUGUUGGGUUCUAUUCGGCUUUUCUGGUUGCUGAAAAGGUGAUUGUUUCCACCAAGAGUCCAAGGUCAGACAAGCAAUACAUAUGGGAAGCAGCACCUGAAAGUAGUUCAUAUGAUGAUGACAAAUACAAGUUCACUGAGCCAAGUAGUGUUUAG